AUGGAGCGCGGCUCAAAGACCAGCCAGAAGAGUCGGGACACCGGCUCCACCAGCGAUGCCUCGGAAGACUCUCUGGACACCUUCGAACGCGCGCAGCGGCAGGGCAUUCUCUCCCGUGAGGAGAUCGCCAAUGCUCAAGUAAUCGAUCCCGAGCUCUUCACCAAGGGCAGCUUCUUUUGCUCACUCUCUGCGCUUUUGGCCAUCGUAGGCCUCAUAGAAAUGGGUCUGGAGACGGACUACCGCUGCAACACCGGACGAUGCGUUGGUGACGAACCUGUUUGGGACUUGCUGAAUCUGAUCUUCACCAUCCUGCCCUUGGCCGAGAACGGCCUGCGCCUCUGGGAGGCCAAGCCGCGAAGGUUCAUCAUGGGCGAUAAGACAAAGGUCAAGUUCAAGCUGGACUGGGCGAACUGCACUGAUGCGCUGCUGGUGCUGCUCAGGAUCCUGGAUGUUUGGGUGCUGAGUCCUCUGGGGAUUGACUCAGGCCUGCGCAUGGCGACCGGAUUCAGGAUCCUUCGCAUCGGCCCAGCUGUCAAGCAUUGGCAGGCGACCAAGGAGCUGCGAGAGCUGUGGAUCGUGAUUGGUGCCGUUUCUGAGACGUUCAAGACGCUCAUCUGGGUUGGAGUCAUGCUGAUUUUCGUCAUCUGGACCUUUGGCAUCUUGAUCACCAUGUCUCUUAUAGACCGACGGGGCGAGGAGUUUAACUUCACGGCCUCCGCAUGGACCUUUGCCGACUACUGGGGCAGUGUGCCACGGAGCGCUUACUCGCUCUUCCAGGUUGCCACCAGAGACAGUUGGAUUAGUGCGAUGGUGGCGCCAUUGAUAGAGACUGAGCCACUGCUUCUGAUCAUCUUCGGCUUCUACUUCUGCAUCGGAUCCCUGGCGCUAAUGAACGCCAUCAUCGGUGUCGUCGUCGAGUGCACGCUGUCUGCAGCGAGGGCCAGCACCGAGAAAGAAGACGAGGACAAGAAGAGGGCAGACACCCUGGUCAUGGAUUCGCUGCGACGGAUAUUCCACGAGGGUGACACCGAUGGCUCCGGUGAGCUGGACAUAGAGGAGUGCAAUCGAUGCAUGGAUCGCAUCUCUGGCUUCUGCAGGGUAGGGCCAAGCUUGGAGGUACGAGAUCGGCUCAAGAUGCUGAGAAUGCCUUUCAGCGUCCGCGGCCUAGUGAGCGUGGCGUUAGUGUUGACGGCUGACGGCGAGCGAGAUUUUGAACCCGACCAUGGCCCUGUGGAGGAUCUUGACCUCCUCUUCACCUUGCUGGACACGGAAAGCAAGGGGACGGCCAGGAACCGACUGAAGCCUUGUCAGUUCGGCCUCUGGGAAAGUUGCCUGGAAGAUCCUAAGGUGAACACGGACAUGUUCUUCCGUGGCUGUGCCAAGCUGAGGACGGAUAGCGGUCCCGGCACAAGGCACUGUGACUUUGACGAGUGGAGCAGGGGCCCGGCAAUGGCGUGUGACUUGCACCAGCUGUCCAUCGACCUGAAGCACAACUUGGCCCAAGAGCGAUGCGACCACAACUCGGAGCGCAUACGCCAAGUCAACGAGACCUUGGCGAUUGUCUUGGAUCAUGUGGAUGAUGCCAGCGGCCAAGUCCCCUUGAUGGCCAAUGCUGGGAGUUCAGAGUCCCUCGCAGUACAUGUGCCGACAGACAUGUCCAGACACGCUGAGAUGGACAUCAGCAUCAUGAAGAGCGACGUCGACUUCAAAGAUCCAGUCCUCGCCGCCCGACAGGUGCGGCCCAAGACCUCGAAGUCCGAUAUCAUUCGGGGAAGGUGGCUGAUCCCCGUGGCCCACAAUGAGCAGAGCAUGUGGCUCGACUUGGAUCGCCAAGCCAAGCUCAACGAAGCCAAGGGCGACCUCGGCUCGGCCAAGAUCCACGCUUUGACCCCCCACGUCCCCCAGGUCAAGGUCAAGGAGCCAGCUUUCCGCGACAGUAUAGACCAGCCACCGCCUCCGCCCAUGCCUGCACGUGUUCAGCCUCUCAAGGACGUGAAGUUGUCGCAGGUUGAGCAAGACCGGGCGAGGCUGAACAACCAGAUCGCAAAGGCGUUGCGGAAGCUCCAUCGCUUCGAGUGA
Symbiodinium sp. CCMP2456 is the source of this 2079-nucleotide messenger RNA. Lineage: Eukaryota; Dinophyceae; Suessiales; Symbiodiniaceae. The record is from the annotation of a GenBank genome assembly.